AUGGCUGAUUACGACGUGAUAGUUAUUGGAGCUGGUGUUGUUGGUCCUUGUCUUGCCACAAUAAUGGCAAGACAAGGCCGCAAAGUUCUCAUAGUUGAAAGAGACUGGUCAAUGCCAAAUAGGAUCGUUGGUGAGCUAUUGCAGCCCGGUGGGCUGAACGCCCUGAAAGAAAUGGGCAUGAUAGGAGCAAUCAGCCAUAUUGGAGCGAUUCCAGUGAAGGGCUAUUGUGUUUCAAACUACGGACAGAAGGUUGAUAUUCCAUAUCCUUCCAAGGACAGACAACCCAGGCUGACCCCUGUGCCGGGAUGUGUGUUUGGUGGAAACGAUAAGUUUCAAUCUGACGAAAGUCUUGACUUCGAAGAAUGGGACCAAGACGAUUGUGUGAGAGGUGUUUCGUUCCAUCACGGUGACUUUUUGCAGAAUCUAAGGGAGAUCUGCAAAAGAGAGCCCAAUGUUACCUGGAAACAGUGUAACGUGGUCAGCCUUAUCAAAGAGGGUGAGGCUGUGAAAGGAAUCAACGCUUUGACAGACGAUAAGACCAAAGUCUCAUACACCGCACUGCAGACUUUUUGCUGUGACGGCAUAUACUCAAAAUUCAGAAAGACCUUAUCCGAAAAAAAUGUCCCCAAAAUCGAGUCAUACUUUGUGGGUUUAACUCUGAAAGAUGCUGUUCUUCCCAAAUCCCAGCACGGAAAUGUGAUCCUGGGAAAUCAUGCACCAGUCUUGAUCUACCAGAUAUCUGAGCAUGACUCCAGGGUUCUGUGUGCUUAUCCUUCCGCAAAAUUACCACCUCGUCAACAGGUGCAAGAGUACCUUUCCACCAAUGUGUUGCCCGACCUUCCCGAAUGUGUCAAGCCAAGUUUCAAAGAGGCGCUAGAACAAGAAUACAGAUCCAUGCCCAACCAAUUCCUCACUGCCAAGCCCAAUACUGUUCCGGGAGUGAUUUUCGUGGGUGAUGCCUUGAACAUGAGGCAUCCUCUCACCGGUGGUGGAAUGACAGUGGGACUGAACGAUGCUGCUCUGUUGGGCAAAUUCCUUUCUCCUGUGGAGAUUCCGGAUUUAUCUGAUAGCCAGGCAGUUUUGGAGCAGCUGUCGAAGUUUCACAAGGAGAGGAAAAAUCUGGACUCUGUGAUUAACGUGUUGUCGAUUGCAUUAUACUCACUGUUUGCUGCUGACAGUUCUGCCCUGAACAUUCUCAAGAACGGAUGUUUCAGAUACUUUGAGAGAGGUGGAGAAUGUGUGACUGGCCCGGUUAGUUUACUGGCUGGUAUGACUCCUAAGCCAUUCGUUCUUUUCAACCAUUUCUUCAGUGUGGCACUCUACGGGAUCAUGAUUAACUUCCGCAAGAGAGGCUGGGCUGGAGUUCAUCUUGCCAUUGUGGAGUGUUUUGUUACCCUCUACACCGCCGUUGUGGUUUUCACGCCGUAUCUCGCGGGGGAAUUGUUCUCGUGA
Molecule: messenger RNA, 1452 nt
Organism: Kuraishia capsulata CBS 1993
Lineage: Eukaryota; Fungi; Ascomycota; Pichiomycetes; Pichiales; Pichiaceae
Exons: 1
Coding region: 1-1452 (483 amino acids)
Biological process (GO): ergosterol biosynthetic process
Cellular component (GO): endoplasmic reticulum; membrane
Molecular function (GO): flavin adenine dinucleotide binding; squalene monooxygenase activity
Source: RefSeq, a predicted model, not a curated record